This is a messenger RNA of Eriocheir sinensis (Chinese mitten crab), 1119 nucleotides long. RefSeq names its product protocadherin Fat 3-like. The coding region runs from base 224 to 853 and encodes 209 amino acids. Gene Ontology annotation, biological process: homophilic cell-cell adhesion. Gene Ontology annotation, cellular component: membrane. NCBI's taxonomy places the organism in Eukaryota, Metazoa, Arthropoda, Malacostraca, Decapoda, Varunidae. Gene Ontology annotation, molecular function: calcium ion binding. The record is from RefSeq and is a predicted model, not a curated record. The transcript is spliced from 5 exons.
UCCGUUUUUAUCUGUCCCUCCACGUCACCGCUCUUCUCCCUCCCUCAGAAGACGGCUGCCUGACCAGCAAAGCUCUGUCUGCGGGGACAGCGCCGGCGUCACCGUCUUCGUGGCCACGCGAACCCUCGACUACGAGUUCGUCCAGCUUUACAAACUCAACCUGCAGAUUGUGAACGAGCGCAACGCCCGCCUGGAGCAGCAGGUCUUGGUCACCAUUGUGGACAUGAACGACAACGCGCCGCUGCUGCAGCCCUUCGACGGCGCGGUGCUGGAGAACACGGACAGCACGCUCAUCACCACCAUCCAGGCCGUGGACAAGGACGCCUCCCCAGAGUACAGGAAGCUCACGUACUCGUUCGACGCCACGGCCUCCCACGACGUGAUCACCAAGUUCACCCUCAAGACCAACGGGGAGCUGUGGACGACGGGACCGCUGGACCGGGAGGAGGUGAGCCAGUACCGCGUGCCCAUCCAGGUGACCGACGGCGUGCCAGAUCACGAGCGCAUGACCACCUACUGGAUCACGGUGCAGGACCUCAACGACGUGGCGCCCCAGUUCGACCUCUCGCAGGGGGUGUACGAGGUACAGCUGCCCGAGAACAGGGAAGCCGGCAAGCCCACGGGGAUACGCCUGGCCGUAGAUGACCAGGACAUAGUCAAUCACUUCACGUUCGAAAUCGUCGAGGGAAAUGAAGAGAGAAAAUUCCGGAUCGACCCGCUGGUGAACAAGCCGCUGGACUACGACUACCCCGUGAUGGACCGAAACGUGAGUCCCCUUGUAGGGAUAACUAGCUUGAGGGGUGCCGGGCUUAUAUUAGGCAGUCUCCCAGUACCCUUGGCGGCUAGGGCGUGAGGACUUCCUUGUUUACCGUAGUCCCACCAGUGAAGUAACUUUAGUCUUUGCACUGCUGGCUGAAUGGUGCCUGAUGGGGAAAAUAUCAAACCCUGAGCGUGGAUUUGAUGUUUUUAUGACGUCAGUAAAGUAUUUAUGAGAGUUCGGGAUUUUUAUAUUUUGUAGCUAGGGCGCGAGCAAUACCAAACACGGGGUAGUUAUUUUCAUGAUGUUAUUAUGGUAUUCAUGGGUGUUUGGGACCUUUUGGAGCUGAGCCACGAUUUACG